AUGGCCUCCUCACUAUCCCUCCCCACCGCCCGCCCCUACACCUACACCUUCCCCCCCUCAACCACCGCCCUCCUCCUCAUCGACAUGCAACGCGACUUUGUCGACCCCUCAGGCUUCGGCUCCAUCCAAUGCGGCAACCCCGAGAUCUUCUCAGCGGUGCGCAAAAUCGUGCCUACACUACAGCGCGUCCUUGAGGUCUCGCGGUCUCUCGGGAUGCAAGUGAUACAUACCCGCGAAGGCCAUCGCCCGGACCUGUCAGACCUCCCGCAGUCCAAGAAAGUGCGGCAGGUGAACGCGCCGAAUGGGCAUCAUAGCAUGGGGAUUGGGGAUCAGGGACCCAUGGGCCGGUUAUUGGUGCGCGGGGAGUACGGGCAUGAGAUUAUUGACGAGCUAAGACAGUUACCUGGGGAGCCGGUGAUUGAUAAACCAGGCAAGGGGAGUUUUUGGGGGACGGGGUUGCAUCGGGUGUUGCUUGCGAGGGGGAUUACGCAUAUUUUGUUUGCGGGGGUUACGACGGAGUGUUGUGUUACUACGACGUUGAGGGAGUGUAAUGAUCGGGGGUUUGAGUGCUGUAUUCUGUCUGAUUGUACGGGUGGGUUUGAUCAGCAGAUGGUUACUACUUCUAUGGAUAUCAUCUGUGGUCAAGAUGGAUUAUUCGGGUAUAUUGGCGAUAGUACGGAUUUUCUUGCGGCGGCAUCAAAAGCUAACACGCUUACACCACCAACUACACCACCUGCAACAGAGGAUAUAUUGCCUUCAAUUUCCGAACUUCAAAAAGGUUACAAAAGUGGUCUAUUUGACCCCGAGACAACCGUAACCUCAGUAUUCGAACGCAUCGAAAAAUACAAAGCAAUCGACCCAGCAGUCUGGAUCUCAAUCCAACCAAAAGAGCAAGUUCUCUUAGCAGCAAAAGCCCUCUCCGCAAAAUACGCCGGCAAACCACUCCCACCACUCUAUGGCAUUCCCUUCGCACUAAAAGACAACAUCGACGUCUCCGGCAUCCCCACAACAGCAACCUGCCCUCAAUUCGCUUACACACCCACCUCUACCGCCCCAGCAGUCCAACACCUCCUCGACGCCGGCGCCCUCUACAUCGGCAAACUCAACAUGGACCAGCUCGCCACCGGCCUCUCAGGCUGCCGCUCCCCCUACGGUACUCCCCACAGCGUCUACAGCACAUCCCACAUCUCCGGUGGCUCCUCGUCUGGCUCGGCCGUAGCAGUGGCAGCCGGCCUCGUCUCCUUCACCCUCGGCACCGACACCGCGGGCAGCGGUCGUGUUCCUGCGGCACUAAACGGUAUCGUGGGAUUCAAACCGACCAAAGGCACGAUUUCCGCGCGUGGCGUCGUGCCGGCGUGUAAAUCCCUCGAUACGCUGUCAAUUAUGGCGCCGACGCUGGCGGAAGCGAGGAGCGUGUGGUAUAUCCUCGACGUGCACGACGCGUUGGAUCCGUAUGCUAAACCGCCGCUGUCGUUGAAUUUGUGGAAAAGUGAUUAUCGCGGUGCUAGAAAUGGGGGGUUCACAUUCGCCAUCCCGCCGCCGUCAGAACUCUCAGCGUGUACAGAGGAAUACGCAACCCUCUUCGCCGGCACCGUAGAAAAACUGCGUUCCCUCGGCGGCCGCCUCGUCGAAAUAGACUACACGCCCUUCGCCCAGGCCUCCGGCCUCCUCUACAACGCCUCCCUAGUCCACGAACGCCUCUCCAGCAUCGGCCACUCCUUCCUAACCACACACCUCACCUCGCUGCACCCAACAACACAAUCCCUCUUCGCAUCCGCCCUCACCACAGACCUCAAACCCUGGCAAGUCUUCCACGACCAAGACCUGCAAAGACAAUACACCAUGGCGGCCCAACGCACAUUCGACACGCUCGAAGGCGGGAUCGACGUGCUGCUCGUGCCGAGCACGCCGUGUCAUCCGACGAUUGCGGAGAUGGAGGCGGAGCCGUUGAGUUUGAAUGCGAAGAUGGGCACGUUUACGCAUGCGGGGAAUGUGGUUGAUUUGUGUGGUGUGAGCGUGAAUGCGGGGUGGACAGGGGAGAAGCUGCCGUUUGGGGUGACGUUUUUGGGAGGAAGUGGGUAUGAUGGGAGGGUGUUGGAUAUUGCUGCUGUUUUUGAGGAGGGCAUUUCUGGAGAGAGUAAAGCGUGA
Messenger RNA from Glarea lozoyensis ATCC 20868, 2148 nucleotides. RefSeq names its product Amidase signature (AS) enzyme. Gene Ontology annotation, molecular function: catalytic activity. NCBI's taxonomy places the organism in Eukaryota, Fungi, Ascomycota, Leotiomycetes, Helotiales, Helotiaceae. The transcript has 2 exons. The record is from RefSeq and is a predicted model, not a curated record. The coding region runs from base 1 to 2148 and encodes 715 amino acids.